Molecule: messenger RNA, 3572 nt
Organism: Acipenser ruthenus (sterlet)
Lineage: Eukaryota; Metazoa; Chordata; Actinopteri; Acipenseriformes; Acipenseridae
Product: tyrosine-protein kinase BTK
Exons: 19
Coding region: 207-2141 (644 amino acids)
Biological process (GO): B cell receptor signaling pathway; adaptive immune response; T cell receptor signaling pathway
Molecular function (GO): ATP binding; protein binding; non-membrane spanning protein tyrosine kinase activity
Source: RefSeq, a predicted model, not a curated record
CAUUGAAGGCAUGACACAGCCGGCUUCGAGCAGCUAAAUUAAUUACAUCCUUAAAACGGAGCAGCGCUUAUUUGUUUGCGGAAAGGUGUCUUGUGGGCUGGAUUCAAGGAGCGUGGAGAACUCGAGAGCGGAUGUCAACGAGCUACCGGCCUCUGGAGGACAAAGGCCAGCCCUGCAGGUGGACCCAAAAGCUGUAGGAUUGGACAAUGAGUACUUCCAUAUUGGAAGACAUUUUCCUCAAACGAUCCCAGCAAAAGAAGAAAACAUCGCCGCUGAACUAUAAGGAAAGGCUGUUUGUUCUGACAACUGACAAGAUCUCCUAUUAUGACUAUGAUUAUGAGAAAGGGAAAAAGAAAGGUCUGAAGGGGUCAGUGGAUAUUGACAAAAUCAAAUAUGUAGCAACCGUGGUGCAAGAGGAGAACGCCCAUCCUGACAAAAUGUUUCCUUUCCAGGUUGUCUAUGACGAAGGUCCACUCUACAUUUUUGCCAAAACGGCUGAUAUUCGAAAGCAAUGGAUCCAUAAGCUGAAACAACUUGUGACACACAAUAAAGACCUGGCUCAGAAAUAUCAUCCAUGCUUCUGGGUAGAUGGCCAGUGGCUGUGCUGUCAUCAAGAAGUAAAGCAAGCCUUGGGGUGCAGAGUGAUUGAGACCAAAACCGAAUUCUCAGGAUCUCGACGGAAAUCAAGGAAGCCUCUACCCCCAACUCCAAAGGAAGGAGAGGCAUGUGUCAGACAGGAGAAGGCAUCAAGGUCCCUCCCUCCCCAGCCCACCCCCUCUCCUGCACCGCCCCCCUCUUCAGAAAAGACGGUGACGGCGAUGUACGACUAUACUCCCACAAACCCACAGGACUUGCCGCUGACCAACGGGGAGGAGUACACCAUACUGGAUAUGUCCAACGCUAACUGGUGGAAAGCCAGAGACAGACACGGGCAAGAAGGUUACAUACCUAGUAACUAUGUGGAAGAAGCUAGGAAUGAGCUUGAAAAGUAUGAAUGGUACUGCAAAAGCAUGAACAGGAGUCAGGCUGAAAACCUUCUGAAACAAGAGAACAAAGAAGGAGCAUAUUUAGUCAGAGAUUCCAGUAAAGCUGGGAAAUACACUGUCUCUGUGUUCAGUAAAGCUUCUGGGGAGGCUGGGGGGAAUUGCAGACAUUAUAACAUUUGCACCACGCAGGACGGACAGUUUUACCUGGCAGAGAAGCACUGCUUUGGCACCAUCCCCGAACUGAUCCACUACCAUCAACACAACUCCGCAGGGAUGGUAAGCAGACUGAGGCAUGUUGCAGCAGUUGGACAGCGCCAUGCACCCUCUACAGCUGGAUUAGGAUAUGGGGUAUGGGAGAUUGACCCACGUCACCUCACCUUCCUAAGGGAGCUCGGCAAUGGGCAGUUUGGAGUGGUGAAGUAUGGGAAGUGGCAAGGCAAGCAUGACGUGGCCAUCAAGAUGAUCAAAGAAGGCUCCAUGUCAGAGGACGAUUUCAUUGAGGAAGCUAAGGUCAUGAUGAAGCUUCGUCACCCCCAUCUGGUCCAGCUGUACGGUGUUUCCACGAAGCACAGGCCCAUCUACAUUGUGACUGAGUUCCUGUCAAAUGGCUGCCUGCUCUCCUACCUGCGGGAGACCCUGAAGAGGCCCCAACCCAUACAGCUGCUGGAGAUGUGCAAGGACGUCAGCGAGGGGAUGGCCUACCUCGAGUCCCAGCAGUACAUACACAGGGACCUGGCUGCCAGAAACUGCUUGGUGGAUGAUUAUGGGGCUGUCAAAGUGACCGACUUUGGUCUGUCCAGGUACGUCCUGGAUGAUGAGUACACCAGCUCAGCUGGGACAAAGUUCCCUGUCCGCUGGUCACCUCCCGAGGUCCUUCUCUACUGCAAGUUCAGCAGCAAAUCGGACAUCUGGGCUUUUGGGGUCCUGAUGUGGGAGGUCUACACCCUGGGGAAGAUGCCCUUCGAGCGCUUCAAUAACACAGAAAUCAUUGAUAAACUCAUAGCUGGCUAUCGCCUGUACCGCCCCCAGCAAGCCAGCGAGAAGGUCUACAGAAUCAUGCAAGACUGCUGGCAUGAGAAAGCUGAGGAUAGGCCUUCCUUCGAGGUGCUUGUCUCCUACAUCCAGGAUCUCCUGUAUGAGCUCCAGGAGGAGUGAAUUCUGGGAUCCAGACCAGUUGGUGUUUUCAUGAGACACUUUAACACACUUCCACAGUAAUGAACUGUCUACAACACAGAGAGGCACAGAUGGAGUUGCAAUACUCCACAGGAUACAUGUGAAUAAAAUAUCUUUUUUUUUUUUUUUUUUUUUUUUAAUUGCGAUAUUUUUUAAGUGUUACAGAAUACUACAUAUUUAUUUAAAAUAAGAACCUCAAAAAUGUCAAGAAUCUCUGGUCCAGCUGCUACACCAUUAGUCUCAGCUGAUGUCAGAAACACUGCGUUUGUUCAAAGUGUUAUUUCUAAAUGAUAUAGGCCUGUUUCAUUCAUCCACUAAGGGCAUAUUAGUGGUUACACUGGUGUAUCAGAUGAACUUAAUAUUUCAAAACCCCAAACAAGUUGCUUUACAAUGUUGCUGUACAUCUUUGUAGAAGAUAGUCUGUUUUAUAAUACUGUAGCUGUGGAUACCCAGCACUAUAGAAAGGUGUUUUUUUUUUUUUUUUACGUGAUCCAAGCUGAUUUCUAGAACGUUUGGUUCUGCUUCCUGGCAACCCUGAAUUCAUUCAGCUUCAGUACUGUUUUUUUUUUAAUAGGUGUAAAAUUUACAUAUGCACAUAUACUCUACGUGAGGAAUAACACGUAAUAAGGUUAUUUCAAAAGACAAAAAGAAUACUGAAAAAUUCUGUUCACUUAAAAAAAAGUUUUGUCUUUUUACCUUUACUUUGUUUGUUAUUUAUUUUACUUUAUGCCAUCUCUAUGCCAGAAUAUUACAAUUGUCUAAUUUGUUUGCUGCCUGGUUAUGUUAUGUGACAUUUCUUACCUGUUUAAUAUCUUAUUAUGUGUGUUUUGUAUAAUACUGUAUUACUAUGAUCCUUUCAAUCACUAAAUAAUGUCCUUGUUUUGUUGCACAGCCCUUGUGCGCAUGUAUAAAAGCACCACAGCUUUAAAACGAUUUUUCAGAAGCUGCCCCUUGUGAAUAAUGAUCGAAACAUAAACGGAAAUUGAAUGAUACAUUAAACACACACACACACACACACACACCUACAUAUAUAUAUACAUAUACACUCAAAACAAGAAAGGUAAUGUAGGUACACAAAAAAUGUGAAUAAUUUGAUUUUGAAAAAAUCAAUUUUGCACCAUUUGAUACAAAGCAAUAUAUAUAUAUAUAGAGAGAGAGAGAGAGAGAGAGAGAGAGAGAGAGAGAGAGAGAGAGAGAGAGAGAGAGAGAGAGAGAGAGAGAGAGAGAGAGAAGUGACUAUAUUGAAUUCUGCCAUAAAUGUGUUUUUUUUAUAUAUACUAUCUACACAAUGUUCCUCGGACGUAUUGUGAGUUUCAUAUGUGUACAGUAUGUUAAAUGUUUGUAAUUUGUAAACCUCAUAAAAUGUUUAAAUUGAUGUUAAAUAUUCUGUAAAUAAAGAUGGUAUAAAAUACU